AUGAGUUCCUCGGAGGAGAACUUUGAUCUCGACAAUAUCUCUGAUUCCGGUUCGGACACGGAGGGGUAUGAACCAGCGCCGAAGAAAAUUACAAAGGCAGCCCCCAAGACGAAGGCAGCUCCCAAGGCGACGUCGGCUCCCAAGGCGAAGGCGGCUCCUAAGGCCCCCACGAAACCAAGAGCACCGAAGAAGGUGUUAGUCGACAAGAAUGAUAAUGCAGAUUCCGAUGGAGAUCAAGACAGUGACGACGGCCGCGACAAUCGCGCCGGUCCAAGUGCUGCGUCGGUUGAGCCUACUGCCGCCAAUGGGAAGAAGAAGACCGCGUCGGAGAUGUACACCAAGCUUUCCCAAUUGGAGCACAUCCUGAAGCGACCGGAUUCGUAUAUUGGCAGCGUCGAGACUAUCACACAAGCAAUGUGGGCUUGGGACUCGGAGAGGAAGCUCAUGGUGCAUAGGGACAUUAAGUAUGUUCCUGGUUUCUUCAAGAUUGUUGACGAAAUCCUCGUAAACGCUGCCGAUAACAAGAUCAACGAUACAAGCAUGGAUGCCAUCAAGGUAACUAUCGACGCGGAAAACAACGUCAUCUCGGUAUACAACAACGGACGCGGUAUCCCAAUUGUGAUGCACGAGAAGGAGAAGAUGUACAUCCCGGAGCUUAUUUUCGGCCAUUUGCUAUCGUCAUCGAACUACGAUGACGACGAGAGGAAGCUCACGGGUGGGCGUAACGGAUACGGUGCCAAGCUCGCCAACAUAUACUCCGUGGAGUUCACGGUCGAGACUGCCGACAAGAAGACGAGCCAGAAAUACGUGCAGACGUGGACAGACAACAUGACCAAGAUGAGCAAGGCGAAAAUUACGAAGAACUCACGCAAUGAGGAAUACACGCGUGUCACGUUCAAGCCGGACUUGAGGCGUUUCGGGAUGGACACGAUCGACGAGGAUACAGUUGCGUUGCUGAAGAAGCGCGUGCAUGAUCUCGCGGGCACCGUCAAGGACAUCAAGGUGUUCCUGAAUGAUGAGCGGCUGAAGAUCAAGAAUUUCAAGCAGUAUGUCGAGCUCUACCUCAAUUCGGCGUUGGAGCAAGCCGCCGACGCUUCGGGCGGGGCGGUGCAGGCGAAGCCCACACUCAUCUACGAGCAACCCGACCCUCGGUGGGAGGUCGCGUUUGCGGUCUCGGAGGGCACAUUCCAACAGGUCUCGUUUGCGAACUCUAUUUCGACUGUGAAGGGUGGCACGCAUGUCACGCUCAUCGCCGACCAGAUUGCCAAGUCUCUCAUCAGCUCUAUCACGAAAAAGAACAAGGCGGCGACAGUCAAGCCCGCACAGAUCAAGAACCACAUGUGGAUCUUCGUGAAUGCGCUGAUUGAGAACCCGACAUUCGACAGUCAGACAAAGGAGACGUUGACGCUCCCCGCCAGUAAAUUUGGCACAAAGCCUGCCCUUUCUGAAGACUUUAUGAAGAAAAUCCAAAAGUCUUCCAUCGUCGAUCAUGUGCUCAAUUGGGCGAAGUUCAAGGCCGACCAACAAAUGAAGAAGACUGACGGUAGCCGACGCAACAGGCUGUCCGGCCUUCCAAAGCUCUGUGAUGCUAACAACGCUGGGACGAAGAAAGCCGGUGAUUGUACACUCAUCCUUACGGAGGGAGACUCUGCCAAGUCACUCGCGGUCGCUGGCCUGGCUGUUGUUGGCCGUGAUAAUUACGGUGUCUUUCCACUGCGUGGUAAGAUGCUCAAUGUGCGAGACGCGAAGCAUGACCAGAUCAUGAAGAACGAGGAGAUUCAAAAUAUCAAGAAGAUCUUGGGUCUGCAACAUAACAAGGACUACAAAGAUGUGAACAGUUUGCGGUAUGGACACCUCAUGAUUAUGACGGAUCAGGAUCACGAUGGCUCACACAUCAAGGGCUUGCUCAUUAAUUAUCUAGAUCAUUUUUAUCCGUCCUUGCUUAAGAUUCCCAGCUUCUUGGUAGAGUUCAUCACCCCCAUCAUCCGAGUGAAGAAGGGUAACCAGAAGAUUGACUUCUACACACUUCCGGAGUACGAGCAAUGGCUAGAGGAAACGCCGGGGGCUCUUAGAUGGAUUCCCAAGUACUUCAAGGGUCUGGGAACGAGCACUGACGCAGAUGGACGCGAGUACUUCCGCAAGAUGGGCAAACACAUGAUUCCUUUCGGUACCACUGAAGAGGGCGAUCGCGAGCUCAUUGAGCUGGCGUUCAGCAAGAAGAAGGCAGAUGAUCGCAAGGAAUGGCUUCGUCAGUUUAAGCCCGGUACUUAUAUCGACCACACCAUGGGCGAAAUCCCGUACUCAGACUUCAUCAACAAGGAACUGAUUCUCUUCUCGAUGGCGGACAAUAUUCGUUCCAUUCCGUCCGUCGCGGAUGGACUAAAGCCGGGUCAGAGAAAAGUUGUAUGGGCUUGUUUCAAGCGCAAGCUCAAGGAGGAAAUCAAGGUUGCCCAACUUACAGGAUACAUAUCCGAGCAUUCAGCAUACCAUCACGGAGAACAGAGUUUGGUGAUGACGAUCGUUAACCUGGCGCAGAACUUUGUCGGUAGCAACAAUAUGAACUUGCUCAUGCCGAAUGGACAAUUCGGUACGCGGGACCAGGGGGGGAAGGACCACGCGUCCGCGAGGUAUAUCUUCACAGAGUUGUCCCCGAUUACUCGGGCGGUUCUGCACUCCGCGGAUGAUCCCCUCAUGGCCUACCUCACGGAUGACGGCAAGUCGAUCGAACCGGAGUGGUAUCUCCCUGUGGUUCCCCUGGUGCUGAUGAACGGAGCCGAGGGCAUCGGAACUGGCUGGAGCACGACCAUCCCCAGCUACAAUCCGGAAGAUAUCGUCGCAAACAUCCGCCGCUUGAUGAACGGUGAGGAGCAGAUACCUAUGCUACCUUGGUGGCGGGGUUUCCAGGGCACUAUCAAGAAGGUCGGCGAACACAAGUACGACGUGCUCGGUAACGUCAACAAAAUCGACGACUCGACCAUUGAAGUCACGGAAUUGCCAAUCCACAAGUGGACGCAGUCCUACAAAGCAGAGCUGGAAGCUAUGUGUGGCGAGAAGGGGGACGGUGUGAUCAAAGACUACAAAGAAUACCAUGGAAACGUGAACGUCCACUUUGUCAUCAGCAUGGAUCCUAAAAACGUGGAGAAGGCGGAAGCGCAAGGUUUGCACGAGUUCUUCAAACUUACCACUAAGAUCAACACCAGCAACAUGAUUUGCUUCGAUUUCGACGGAAAGAUUAGGAAAUACGGCUCUCCGGAGGAGAUCAUCGAAGAGUUUUAUCCCAAGCGCCUGGCUUAUUAUCAGAAGCGGAAGGACUUCCUGGCGAACGAAUUGCAGACCCAGCUCGAGCGUCUCAAUAACCAGGCCCGUUUCGUGCAGAUGAUAGUAGACAAGGAGUUGGUCGUCUCGAAUCGCAAGAAGGCAGACAUCGUCACUGAGCUGCGCAAGAAGCAGUUCCGUCCGUUCCCCAAAGUCGCCAAGGCGAAGGCUGCUGGAGAAGACGAGGAAGCUUUGGAGGACGAAGACGACGACACUGCGGGAACUGCUAACACCAGUGAUUACGACUACCUGCUCGGGAUGCCGAUCUACAGUUUAACCAGGGAAAAGAUCGAGAAGCUGCGUCAACAGGGCAAGGACAAGGAGACUGAGCUUUUGACUUUACUGGAGCUCACGCCUGUACAAAUCUGGCAGACUGAUCUGGACAAGUUCCUUGCUGAGUGGAAGCUCACAUGCGACGCAUGGGAGGCAGAUGCGUCCGCUGCCGUCAUCGGCAAGGGCAAAGGCAAACGCAAGCAGGCCACUCUCAAGGCGUUCAAGAAGAAAGUGGGCGAUGACGAUGAAUUCGACGAUGACUUCAAGCCCACGAAGGCCGCCGCUAAGUCUAAGAAGGUCGCAGAACCUAAGACUGCAAAGAAACCUGCGCAGGCCGGUCCGUCUGGCGCGAAGAUCGAAGUGGAGGACGAUGACGAUCUGCCACCACUUCCGAAGAAAGCUGCGAACAAAGCACCGACGAAGACUAAGGUCGAAUCCGACAUCGAGAUGUCGGAGGAACCGGCUGCUGCGCCAAAGAAGCGAGCAGCUAAGGAGGACUCAGAUUCUGAUAUCGAGAUCGUGCCAAUGGGCAAAGGCAAGGGGAGAGCUGCUCCUGCUAAGCGCAAAAGUCCCGAAAUCGAUGAGGAUGAUUCAGACGACGACAUCGCAAUGAAGCCGGCCAAGAAGAAGAAAUCUGACUCCGCUCAGGCUGCGAUGACAGACUUCUUUGACAAGGUACCUGCAGCAGCGGCUAAGAAACCUACCGCACGCAAACCUUCGUCAAGUGCACCGGCUGGCGCGACGAAGGGCCGUGCUGCAUCGGGUACAAAGAAGGCUACGAAGAAGGUAAUCGAGAGCGACGGAGAGGAUGUGGUGAUGGACGAUGAGGAACCGCUGGCCCGACCUCCACCAGCUAAAUCGAUGGCGCGCAAAGCCUCCAGCGCUGCUAGUGCGAACAAAGCCGUGGAGAGCGAUGACGACAUCAUCACCAUCGACGAAGACGAGCCUCCUGUCAAGAAAUCCGCUGCUCGCAAGCCGCCAUCCAUCAAGCAGGCUGGUAAGGCGAAAGCUGUGCCUGUCAAGAAGGCGAAACGGAUUGCCGACAGUGAAGACGAGGAUGCAUUCAUGAACGAGGACGAUGUGGUGGAGGUGGUGCCCAAGCGGACUGAAGCACCAAAACGCGCGGCGCGGGCUGCGACGAAGAGUAGUUAUGUGGAGAUUGCUUCGUCUGAUGGUGAAGAGGUGCAGGAUGGUUCCGAGUUUGAAGACUUUGACUGA
Messenger RNA from Sparassis crispa, 4806 nucleotides. Its product is annotated as DNA topoisomerase 2. Gene Ontology annotation, molecular function: DNA topoisomerase type II (double strand cut, ATP-hydrolyzing) activity; ATP binding; DNA binding. Lineage: Eukaryota; Fungi; Basidiomycota; Agaricomycetes; Polyporales; Sparassidaceae. The record is from RefSeq and is a predicted model, not a curated record. Gene Ontology annotation, cellular component: nucleus. The transcript is spliced from 16 exons. Gene Ontology annotation, biological process: sister chromatid segregation; resolution of meiotic recombination intermediates; DNA topological change. The coding region runs from base 1 to 4806 and encodes 1601 amino acids.